AUGCAAUUCAACCUUCUCACUUCUCUGAGAAGGGCACAUCCCUCCGUCCAGAGGGAGCCCCCGCAGCCCCAGAGCCCCCCCCUGCCGCCCCCCCCCAGGAACCCAGGGCCCCCGACAGACCCAUGGAGACGGAAACCCCCCUCGGCGUCAGCCCCUCUCCCCAAAUCCACCUCAUCCUCGUCAGGCUUGUCGUCGACGGGUACGGUCCCGCCCCCGUCGACCUCCUCAUCCAUGCCGGGCUUGGCCGCCCUCUCCUCCUCCGCCCUGUCCUCCUCCUCCUCCACCCUGGCCUCCAGCCUGGCCUCCAGCCUAGUCUCAGAGCAGAGGAGUCAGGGGGAGAGAGCCUCAACAGCCACCCCCUCGGCCAGCCUGGACACACACACAGAUUCCCCCUCGUCUGUGGUAAACAAACAGCUGGGAUCCAUGACUCUGGAUGAGCAGCAGGGAGGAGCUGAGCGGGGCUGCCUCAGUAGUGCUGUGAGUUCUGCUGACUUAGGACUCGGUCCUGGAGCGGCCGGCGGCUCCGGCAGCGGGCGGGCCAGCACGGCAGAGCCCGUCCUGAGCCUCCAUUACAGCACGGAGGGAACCACCACCAGCACCAUCAAACUAGACUUCACAGACGAGUGGAGCAGCAGAGCUUCCAGCUCCAGGGGCAGUGGGGGGCCCAAGGCGUCCGACCCUGCUGCCGUCCAGACCAGGGAGGGGCUCGCUCCGCGGAGCUCAGCGUCUGAGACAGCGCCUCCUGCUGUGUCAGACACCCCAGGCCAGAGCAGGCCGGCCCCUCCCCCAGCCCCGGCAGCUGAAGUCGGGCAGCGCAGCCCCGAGAAGGCCUCCUCCUCCAGUUCCGUCCCCCAGGCCUGCCCGGCCGCCCCCGCCCCGGCCGGAGGCUCCUCCGAGGGGGCCGGCGCCGAGCCCUCCCUGCUGGAGCCUGAGGAUGCGGAGGACACCUCCGGGGGGUGCAGGAGGGAGGAGCCCCCAGGAGAGGGGGGCCCGGGGGGGCAGGAGGGGCUGGCUCAGCCCUCGCGGAGCAACCAGGACUCAGACGACAGCGACGACGAUCCCAUCCUGAUCCCCUCGGCUAGAUACAGAGGAGGACAGGGACAGAGAUCUAAUUUCAGAGGAUCGGCGGUAGGAGAUAGGAUGAUCAGGCGUUCAGCGGCGGCCCGUAUACAGGAGCUGUUCCGUCGGAGGAAGGAGAGGAGGGAGAUGGAGGAGAGCGAGACACAGAACAUCAGGAGACCUUCAGUCAAGAUGGUCUACAAGGGACACCGGAACUCCAGAACCAUGAUAAAGGAGUCGUGUUUCUGGGGGAACAACUUUGUGAUGAGCGGCUCGGACUGCGGCCACAUCUUCAUCUGGGACCGGCACACGGGCGAGCAUCUGAUGCUGCUGGAGGCCGACAACCAUGUGGUCAACUGUCUGCAGCCUCACCCCUACGACCCCAUUCUCGCAUCUUCCGGCAUCGACUACGACAUCAAGAUCUGGUCUCCUCUGGAGGCGAGCCCCUCCUUCAACAGAGUCCUGGCAGACGAGGUGAUCACUCGUAAUGAGUUGAUGCUGGAAGAGACCAGGAACACCAUCACCGUCCCCGCUUCCUUCAUGCUCAGGAUGUUGGCCUCACUCAAUCACAUUAGAACAGACCGCUUGGAAGGUGACCGCUCUGAAGGUUCCGGACAAGAGAACGAGGAUGAGCAGUAGCCGGCAGCCAUUUUGUUUGAGGGAGAUAAAAAGCGACAAACACCUUUUCUUUUGCUCCAAAAAGCACUUGAAAAAUUGAGAUUUGUACAAGUAUAAUGUCGAAUAUUUCCUUACCUGAGCACUAGUUCCAUUUCUAGCCCCCUUCUUUUUUAAGAUGACUUUCUUACUGAGGUUUCUGUAUGAGAAAACGACAUCUGAGGAAAGUGUGCGAAUGCAAGCGUUGAGCAAGACUAUUAUAUUAAGAGAGUUUGAGUAAUAUAUAUAGAUGACUGAUGUGUGAGGAUGUCUUAAGUGCAAUAUUAUUUUGAUCAGGAGCAAAUGGUCUUUGAUCAGUGUUGGUGUGAGAUUUUGUAUUUGUAGAGCAAGGCAAAGAACUCAACUGUUUAUAUACUGUACUUGCAGUUAUGCAUGUGUAAACAGGAAUUAUGCUUUAAGUAAACCAUUUUGUUGUUGAAAA
Messenger RNA from Hypomesus transpacificus, 2155 nucleotides. Its product is annotated as DDB1- and CUL4-associated factor 6-like. The record is from RefSeq and is a predicted model, not a curated record. The transcript has 12 exons. Gene Ontology annotation, molecular function: protein binding. NCBI's taxonomy places the organism in Eukaryota, Metazoa, Chordata, Actinopteri, Osmeriformes, Osmeridae. Gene Ontology annotation, biological process: positive regulation of transcription by RNA polymerase II. Bases 1 to 1698 code for a protein of 565 amino acids. Gene Ontology annotation, cellular component: cytoplasm; Cul4-RING E3 ubiquitin ligase complex.